This is a messenger RNA of Myodes glareolus (Bank vole), 2364 nucleotides long. RefSeq names its product CCR4-NOT transcription complex subunit 8 (gene Cnot8). Gene Ontology annotation, cellular component: CCR4-NOT complex. Lineage: Eukaryota; Metazoa; Chordata; Mammalia; Rodentia; Cricetidae. The record is from RefSeq and is a predicted model, not a curated record. Gene Ontology annotation, molecular function: poly(A)-specific ribonuclease activity; nucleic acid binding.
CCUGGAGUGACGCGGGAGAGUAGGCGAGUCGGGAGGGCCGAAGGGUAGAGCGGCGCAGCCCUCUGGGUUGGUGCACAUCGUCGGCCUUUCUGGGCGCCGGGGCUCGCGUCUCACUGUCUCGCUGGGUUCCUCGAGCGGAUCCGGGGCAAGAGGGAAGAGAACUCCGGGACAAGAGGGAAGAGAACUCUGGGUCAAGGGCCGCUGCUGCCCGGACUCGCCCGCCAGCCCGCGCUCGGCGGGGCAGCCUGCCAGGGGUCUCAGCCAGCUGUGGCGGUGCAUGCCUUUAAUUCUAGCAGCCGCAGGUGGAUCUCUGAGUUCAAGAUUGGACCCAGUGUGGACGAUCAAAUCCAGCGAAUCCAGCGGGAGGAGGCGUAUUCACUUGCGUAGUUAAUGCACAGUGGCUCCUGAGGUGCCUUCAGGAUGCCUGCGGCACUUGUGGAAAACAGCCAGGUCAUCUGUGAGGUGUGGGCCAGCAAUCUAGAGGAAGAGAUGCGGAAGAUCCGAGAGAUUGUUCUCAGCUACAGCUAUAUCGCCAUGGACACAGAGUUUCCAGGUGUUGUGGUACGACCGAUUGGUGAAUUUCGAAGCUCCAUAGAUUACCAGUAUCAGCUUUUGCGGUGUAAUGUUGACCUUCUAAAAAUCAUUCAGCUGGGCCUUACAUUCACAAAUGAGAAAGGGGAGUACCCUUCUGGAAUCAACACAUGGCAGUUCAACUUCAAGUUCAACUUGACAGAGGAUAUGUACUCCCAGGAUUCCAUAGACCUCCUUGCAAACUCAGGGCUGCAGUUCCAGAAGCACGAGGAGGAAGGGAUUGACACACUGCACUUCGCAGAGCUGCUGAUGACGUCAGGAGUGGUUCUCUGUGACAACGUCAAGUGGCUUUCAUUUCACAGUGGUUAUGACUUUGGCUACAUGGUAAAGUUGCUUACAGAUUCUCGAUUGCCAGAAGAAGAACAUGAGUUUUUCCACAUCUUGAAUCUUUUCUUCCCAUCUAUUUAUGAUGUGAAAUACCUGAUGAAAAGCUGCAAAAAUCUUAAGGGAGGUCUUCAGGAGGUAGCUGACCAGCUGGAUCUGCAGAGGAUUGGAAGGCAGCACCAAGCAGGCUCAGACUCCUUGCUGACAGGGAUGGCUUUCUUCAGGAUGAAAGAGCUAUUCUUUGAGGACAGUAUUGAUGAUGCCAAGUACUGUGGGCGCCUCUAUGGCCUGGGCACGGGAGUGGCUCAGAAGCAGAAUGAGGAUGUGGACUCUGCCCAGGAGAAGAUGAGCAUCCUGGCCAUGAUCAACACCAUGCAGCAGUGAUAGCACGUGCACUGUGCUGCCUGUGCCAACCGCCCCAGCAGUGAUAGCACGUGCACCAUGCUGCCUGUGCCAUCUGCCCCAGCCACUGACCUGCAUCUGCUCCGAGCAGAGACUUUGGGUUUCUGUUUAAAGAUGCCUUUAUUUUAGAUCCAGAAGGGGGUUUGCUCUGAAUUUGUAAACAAGUCUUCCUUGUCCUCAUGCCCACGCCCCUCUGCUGCCUCCUGCCACCAGCAUCCAUGGCUCCAUGGACACCUUUUUAAACCUCCAGGAUGUCUGAAACAAACCAGUAAAAUGUAUAAGACUCUUAAGUGUUGUCAUUCUUUUUCUUUUGGCUUUGCUGCUCUGAUGAAGAUUCUCAGAUGAGCUGAGGCUGCCAGGGAACAUGGCGUAUGUUCUUGAGAAGUAGGGCUGCACCAGCAGGCUGCCCUGCCUUUGUCAGUACAUCUCCAGGACAGAGCAGUCCUGACAGUGAAUGACUGCUCUGCUGAAAUCUGCAGAGUUCAGAGUCUCAUUUUUGUGGUGGUAAGGUGACACCCGAGUCUCCCCAGUCACCUUUCCAGAUGAACUGCCCUAGACGAGGUCAUGCUCCAAGUCUGUUUUGUUCUCAGCAGAGUGAUCUCAAUCAGCUGUGUUCUUAGCUUCCAUUUAUUUAUUUAUAAAUGGAAAUAGCAAGUCUGAGCUGUCAAGAGGUGGUAAAGCUGAGCUCUGGAAUGUCACAGGAAUCACUUGUGAGCAGGGCAGCAAGGGAAUUCACCCCAGACCUGUAGAACCAUCCCCACAGCUGUGCUCAGAAGCCAAUGAUUUUUUCAAGGUUAGGCAUUUAGGAGCACACUGGCUUUUAAAUAGCUAUAGAAAGUACAAUUUUGAGAAAGCAGAAACUUCUUUGGGAGGCAGAGAUAGAUGGCAGCAGCUCAUCGAAGCAGUGGGCUUCCAUUUUAAAAGCUGUGGAAAACUGAAUUUGAAAUGAUUACAAAAUGUCAAGUAUUAAAGCUGGUAUUUAAGAUGCUUGUAAAUAUUAUUUAUGUUUUUAAUUUUGUAAAAUAAAGAUUGCUUUUUAACCACUGG